GAGAGAGAGAGGGAGAGAUAGAGAGAGACAGAGAGAGCACUGUUCUGAAUUUUAUUUGAAUUAAUUAUCCACUUAUCCCAAUUUCCUUCUCUCUCUAAGGUGGUGUUGUGUAUUUGUACAUUGGGGGUGUUAUAUUUUGAAGAUGAAAACAUUUUUCAUGGGUACUUAUUUUUUCCAUGGGUAGAGAUUGACAUCUUUCUAAAAACCUACGGAAGUACUCUUCGUUUCAUAUAAGAUGUUAGGCAGAAAAGGUAGAGAUUGACAUCUUUCUAAAAACCUACGAAAUUUAGGUUUCCAAGGUUACAUCUGACAACUUUGGCCGUUUGACCACUAACAUUUUAACAGUUUUAUUAAAAAGUGUGCAACAAACCAAAAGAUAAAAUUACUAUGGGAAAUCUAUAUGUUUUCCAUGUCCAUGUUUAAUUUGGGGCCAUUUGGAUGAUCAAAAAUUAUAUUCCACACAAGCAGUUCUAGGUAGAUAAUUUGUACAUGCUUUUCUCUCAUUUUUGCAUAUAAACUAAGGAAACUAAGCACAUGCAUUAAAUAGUUGACCUUAGCAAGGAUAUUAGGUAUGUGUUUAAAAUGUUGGAUAAGGGUGAGGAAAGCUUAUCCUUACCAAGGUACAUGUAAGAACAUAGCAUUUGGCGCACGCAGAUCAUUUAUAUUUUCGUUCAUGUUCAAACAGCCGCAUGUGCCACAAAUGCCUAAUUUUCCACACGUGCAAUUGUACAUGUUCAACCACUCAAAUGUGCUACUUACACUCACUGAAUCUUCCACCGCUCUUUAUUGUUGUUGAUUAAUAAAAGAGAAUAAGUACAACAGGUCCUGAAUAGCAUGAGUUGAAUGGCUUAUUCAAGACAGCAUGAGCGUGCGAGCAUAACAGAACUUCGCUUGCAUCCGAGUGGGACCUUUGGUUUCUCUCUUUCCAAACAUUUGCAGGGAAGGUUUUGCCUGUAGCAUUUGGGAUCAAUAAAAGAAAUUUCUGCCAUUGACUUCAAAAUGGAAUUAUUUUGUUCCAGUAAAUUGGCAAUUUAUCUUGCUUACUCUUAUCAACCUAAUGUCCUUGGCAAGAGUGGAAGUGUGAAGAAUAGGGGGAUGUACCUCAUGAACGGUUCAUAAAUGUGAUAUGUGAAUGCCAACAGGUCUAAAUACAGCUGUGUGCAUGGGAAGGUUUCCAUGCACUUAGCCCACUAGAUCAUUAAAUAUCUUUUCACCAACUUAACACUAAUAGUACUAAAUGCAAGGGAAGAGAGAUUCCAGGCUUCCUGACACAAAACCUCCUCUCUCUCUCUCUCUCUCUCUCUCUCUCUCUCUCUUCUAUUUUACACAAUUCAACCUCUCAUCCCUUCUUCUCUCGUUUUCUUUCACCUUUCUCUUUUCAUCCACACACCCAUGUAAUAAAAAUCCAAUAUUCUUUAGCCAGUCAUUGUCUCUAAAGCCUUUCAUCUAAGUAUCCAACCAUGGACAUGAAUACCUGGCUCUCUUCCCCUCCUUCUCCUACCCAUUCUCCCUUCCAAACUCAUCUCCAUCCAUCUCAACCCCACCAUUCUUCUCUAGACUUGGUGAAUGAUAACACCCAUCAUCCCUUCCAAAUCCAAGAAUGGAAUUUGAUUGACUCUCACGGCGGAAACGAAGUUCCGAAGGUGGCUGAUUUCCUCGGUGUUGGAAAACCUGAGAACACACCAGAAUUUCCAGCAUUCGACGCGAGCCAAGCCGACUACCUUCUCUCUAGUUGCACUCUCCAGUCAUCAACGGGGAACUCCACGGCUGCCACUACUGAAGAUUACAGCUGCCACGGAAAUGUAACUAAUAUACAGUCAUUGACACUCUCUGUGGGUGGUGAUAAAGGCUUGAGUGGUGAGGCUGGUAGUGCUAGUGCAAUCGAAGUGGCGCCGAGAAGGUCUGUCGAUACUUUCGGACAGCGAACUUCAAUAUACAGAGGUGUAACUAGGCAUAGAUGGACUGGAAGAUAUGAGGCACAUCUAUGGGAUAAUAGCUGUAGGAGGGAAGGGCAAUCAAGGAAAGGUCGCCAAGUCUACUUGGGUGGAUAUGACAAGGAAGAGAAGGCUGCCCGAGCUUACGAUCUUGCUGCUCUCAAGUACUGGGGCGCCUCUACCACUACAAACUUUCCGAUAAGCAAUUAUGAGAGAGAAAUGGAACAGAUGAAGCAUAUGACUAGGCAAGAAUUUGUGGCAUCACUCCGUAGGAAAAGCAGUGGAUUUUCAAGAGGUGCAUCCAUGUAUCGUGGGGUUACGAGGCAUCAUCAGCAUGGACGGUGGCAAGCGAGGAUUGGUAGAGUGGCUGGGAACAAAGAUCUCUACCUGGGCACUUUCACAACUGAAGAGGAAGCGGCGGAAGCCUACGACAUUGCAGCGAUCAAGUUCAGAGGCUUGAAUGCUGUAACCAACUUCGACAUGAACCGCUACGACGUCAAUAGCAUCAUGGAAAGCAACACAUUGCCAAUCGGUGGAGGGGUCGCCAAGCGUUUGAAGGAAUCAGAGGCCAUGGAAUCAAGGAGAAGAGAAGAGAUGAAAUCCGUAAAUUCCAGCUUCUUGGAGCCCUUUCAGUUUCAUGGCUACCCUUUCAUGCCAUUGGAGCAACAGCCUCAGAUGGAUUUCCAUCAAAACUACCUUCACAACUACCAUCAAAACCAUCAUCCCACAUUACUUCAUUCCAGUAAUGACCCUCAACUUCAACCAAAUUAUGCUUUCAACCAACAUCCUGCUUUUCUUCACAAUUUGAAUGUAGGCCCAUCAUCUACAGUGGACCACAGUGCUGCUAGCUCUAGUAGUGGCUACAACGGAGUGUUCCAUGGGAAUGACUUUUCAUUGGGGCCGUCGAAUCUACUGAUGCCGAACGCUGGCACCAUUGGAUCGAAGAUCCAUCAAGUGGGACCUGAUUGUGGAGCGACUGAUCUUGGGAUCGUUAAGGUCGAUUACGAGAUGAACGAAGGGGGAGGAUUCGGCGAUUGGUCUGCAGAUUCGAUUCGUGGGCCCCACCAUGGUGUUUAUACAAUGUGGAAUGAUACAUGAAAUAGGAUGAAAGACAUUGAUUUUUUUUUAUUUUUUUUUUUUAAAUGACAAUAUUAUGGUAGAGUUAAAUGGCCAAAUUACGUAAUGAAAUGAUUUACUUGAAUACAUA
Molecule: messenger RNA, 3141 nt
Organism: Magnolia sinica
Lineage: Eukaryota; Viridiplantae; Streptophyta; Magnoliopsida; Magnoliales; Magnoliaceae
Product: AP2-like ethylene-responsive transcription factor PLT2
Exons: 9
Coding region: 1461-3032 (523 amino acids)
Biological process (GO): regulation of DNA-templated transcription
Molecular function (GO): DNA-binding transcription factor activity; DNA binding
Source: RefSeq, a predicted model, not a curated record